Drosophila teissieri is the source of this 1249-nucleotide messenger RNA. RefSeq names its product peritrophin-48. The record is from RefSeq and is a predicted model, not a curated record. The coding region runs from base 132 to 1169 and encodes 345 amino acids. Gene Ontology annotation, molecular function: chitin binding. The transcript has 2 exons. Gene Ontology annotation, cellular component: extracellular region. Lineage: Eukaryota; Metazoa; Arthropoda; Insecta; Diptera; Drosophilidae.
CUCUGCUAGCAAUUGCCAAAUAAGCAAAUGGGCUGAUAAAUCUCAAUCAAAGCGAGGACAUAAAAAGCGAAGUCAUUUCCAGUCAACGCCGCAUUCGACGGAUUCCAUCCAUAAACGCGCAUCUGUCAACAAUGGAGAAUCGAUUAUUAGUUUUAUGGCUGGUUUUGGGCAUCACCACAGCAUCGGGUAAGGCCGAACUUAUAGAUGUAUCCGCUAUCUGCAGGAUAUCCGAUCCCUGGCAAAUGCUGCCCCACAAAGACCACUGCCAAAGGUUCUAUGUCUGCACUGGCGACGAUGACCUGCCCAUGCAGGAGUUUAGCUGUCCGGCGGAGUAUCAUUUUAGCAAGAAGCUUAUGAUUUGUGUGCCCGGAGCCUGCACCGAUGAAUCCGUAUUUUGUGGAUAUGCGAAUAGUGUGGAGCGAAUCCAAAGCGAUUGCUCGCAGUACCGACAAUGUCUGGGGGAAGGAUCCUUCGCCGUGGCCAAGUGCUCCGUAGGAAACUACUUUGAUCCAUCCCGAAGAGCAUGCCUCCCAGUGACCAUAAGUGCAGCACAUCAGUGCAGCUGUGUGCUGCCGGAUAAUGCCACCCUAGCAAAUCCAAACGAUUGUGAAACAUAUUUCCGCUGUAGCUCCGGACACGCCGAGCUGGUCCAGUGUCCAUCAGGAGACUACUUCGACGAGCGAGUGAGCAGCUGUGUGCCGGAUCACACGGGAAUUUGCCUGGAAAAGCCGACAAUGCCGCCGACACUCACAGACCAAGCACUUGCUCUGGACGAGUGCAUCCGGACGGGGAGCCGCCUGGCACCGCACAGCCGAGAUUGCCAACGUUAUUACGUAUGCGCCAAAGGGCGGGUGCUGGAAAUGCGCUGUCCCGGGGGUCAGUAUUUCGAUGUUGUACAGCGCUACUGCACUCUUGAUCUGGGAAGUGAAUGCCAGGCAGUGCAGGCGGAGAAACAAGACCUGCAGCCGAAGGAUAUUAUUCAGGUGGACCUCCCAGCGAAAAAUAAGGUAAAGAUUCAGGGACACAAGCCGGUUCAGAAGGUUUCCGAAAAGGAAGUGGUGCGCGACCAGGAAUUACCAGCGACGCAGACUAAUGACAAACGUCCACAGCCCUCACCCGAGGCAGUCAGCAGCUACGAUAAGUUCUCGUCGAAGUUCAUUUCUAUAUAACCGGGUAAUUCUAAGCUACCAUUCAUUAAAUAAAGCAAUAUCUGACAUUAACAAUUAAUAAAGGAAACUUAAUCAUUUUA